AUGAAGAACUGGGCAGGAGAUGAUACAGUUUAUUUCGCGUACCAUGAUUCGAACGUGACACGCCACGACAUGAGUACGUUAGCAGAUGAGCAUGGAUGGCUGGAAGACAACGUAAUCAACUUCUGGAUACAGUAUAUUGAGAAUGAAGAAAUGCACAACUUCCCAAAAGCCAGAAUCGAGCUCUUCGCCCCGAGCAUGAGCACCUUUAUGAAGCUUGAGCAGGAUCCGUCCGUGGCCAAAUCAGUACUCGCCCAGAUGCCGGAUUUGGCCGCAAAUAAGACAACGCACAUUUUCAUCCCUGUAAACGGCGACAGAAGAUCUGACCAUGACACCGACGCUGUGAAGUUCGGCGAUGGUCAGGAAACAGCGGGGAUACACUGGUCUUUACUAGUCAUAUCGCUGAUCGAUAAUGUCGCUUUCCAUUAUGACAGCAUGAACGGUCUCAACUCGCCUGAUGCCAGGGACCUACUAAAAGGAUUCGAGGCAGCUCUGCCUGUUUCAAGAUCCCUACGAUUCGUGGAUAUGGUAGACUCACCACAACAAACGGAUGGUUGGAAUUGCGGCAUUUUCGCAUUGGUCAUUAUGAAGCAUCUGCUGCUCAAGCGGCUGCUCAGAGCGGACGCGAAUCAGAAGAUUACUAUGAGCAUGAAGGACCAGGACAUUGACUACGAAGGCGCUCGCAAGACGAUCCGCACCUUGAUUGAGGAGCGCAGGGAGGAAGCUAUACGGAAGCAGAGCUUCAACUCGGAUGGUGUGCCAUCUAUACCAUUCCAGACCGCAGACACCACGACAACCAAGAGGUCAUCCUCUUGA
Molecule: messenger RNA, 813 nt
Organism: Paraphaeosphaeria sporulosa
Lineage: Eukaryota; Fungi; Ascomycota; Dothideomycetes; Pleosporales; Didymosphaeriaceae
Product: cysteine proteinase
Exons: 7
Coding region: 1-813 (270 amino acids)
Biological process (GO): proteolysis
Molecular function (GO): cysteine-type peptidase activity; deNEDDylase activity
Source: RefSeq, a predicted model, not a curated record